Molecule: messenger RNA, 4747 nt
Organism: Marmota flaviventris (yellow-bellied marmot)
Lineage: Eukaryota; Metazoa; Chordata; Mammalia; Rodentia; Sciuridae
Source: RefSeq, a predicted model, not a curated record
AUCCUUGUCUCUGCCCAGGAGGGCGGGGGCGGGGCCUGCACGCCACACCUCCUUCAGUCUCCAGCCCGGGGGCAGGGAUGUGGCUGAGAGAUUGUGCCGGCGGAGGGUACCGCGGGCCUGGGGCGCCCCUCGAAUGAGCGGGAAAUCGGGGGACACCCUCUGCUUCCCCUGGGUGUCCAAUACGAAAGGGGAUGGCACCUGCGGGAAAGGAGAUGGGAGAUGAGACGGAAGGGUCCGGGACUCCUGCGAGCCCCAGAGCCCUCAUGGAACAGACCGCGUGGGGGCAAGUGAGCUCCAAGGUCCUGGGGUUCCGGUCCCGGCUGCGCCUCACGUUGCGGUGAGGGCGCACGCAAGCCCUUGCUUCUCCCUGGGCAUCUGAUCCCCAUUCCUCGGAAAGACAAGGCUAGCACCUGCCGGCACCCGCGAGGUGCGAGGCCUCCCCUCUGGUCUGCCGCAGGAUGCACCUCUCCGCCGCGGCCCGGCUCUGGGGACCCCCGGGGCUGCUCCUGACUCUCGUCCUGCACCCGACUCUGUGCGUGAGCUCCCACCGGGACUACUGCGUGCUGGGCGCGGGGCCCGCGGGCCUGCAGAUGGCCUCCUUCCUGCAGCGGGCCGGCAGAGACUAUGUGGUCUUCGAACGCGCGUCGGCCCCGGGCAGCUUCUUCACUCGCUACCCGCGGCACCGCAAGCUCAUCAGCAUCAACAAGCGCUACACAGGAAAGGCCAACGCGGAGUUCAACCUCCGCCACGACUGGAACUCCCUACUCAGCCACGAUCCCCGGCUCCUCUUCAGACACUACUCCCGCGCCUACUUCCCUGACGCCGGCGACAUGGUGCGCUACCUGGGCGACUUCGCAGACAGGCUGGGGCUCCACGUGCUGUACAACACCACCAUCACCCACGUCACUCUAGACAAGGACCAGCGAGCCUGGAACGGCCACUACUUCAUCCUGAUUGACCAGAAGGGCCAUACAUACCAAUGCAGUGUCCUCCUUGUGGCCACUGGUGUGUCAGUCCCCAACCAGGUUGACUUCCCUGGCUCUGAAUACGCGGAGGGUUAUGAGUCUGUGUCCGUGGAUCCUGGGGACUUUGUGGGUCAGAAUGUGCUGAUACUGGGCCGCGGGAACUCGGCCUUUGAGACGGCAGAGAACAUCUUGGGUGUCACGAACUUCAUCCACAUGCUGAGCCGCUCCCGGGUGCGGCUCUCCUGGGCCACCCACUACGUUGGAGACCUCAGAGCUAUCAACAAUGGCCUGCUGGACACCUAUCAGCUGAAAUCCCUGGACGGGCUUCUCGAGUCGGACCUGACGGAUCUGGCCAUCGUGAAGGACCACGAGGGCAGGUUCCACAUCACCCUGAAGUUCUUCCUGGAGGAAACCAGCGCCAACCAGAGUGCUGAUGCCAUCCCCCUCCCCCAGGACGACAAUGACAACUUCGCCAUGCGAGUAGCCUACGACCGGGUCAUCCGCUGCCUGGGCUGGAGAUUCGACUUCUCCAUCUUCAACCAGUCCCUCAGACUCAGCUCCGGGAGCGAGUUCAGCAAGAAGUACCCGCUGAUCAGAGCCAGCUAUGAGUCCAAAGGCAGUCGCGGCCUCUUCAUCCUGGGCACCGCCAGCCACUCGGUGGACUACCGCAAAUCAGCUGGGGGCUUCAUCCACGGAUUCCGGUACACAGGCCUGCACCUCCCGCAGAGUGAACACAGAUACGACCUGCAGUGCCACAGGCUCUUCCUCCCUCUGGCCCUUUCAGUGCGAGCCGUCCACCGGCUGCUGGAGCAUCGGCACCACGGCGUGGCCUGGCCCUCCACCGAGCUGCCCAUCACACAGCUCACCAACGCCAUCAUCCGGCGCGUGAACGAGGCCUCGGGGCUCUACCAGAUGUUCAGUGUGCUGGCUGAUGUCAUCCUGCUCAAGGAGGGUAAAGGAGGAGGUCAAAGUCACUGGUGGAAACCCUUCGGCACCAAGGUGCAGAAACAGGGCACCCCUGGGAGGAAUGCCUCGGCCUUCGAGUACCUGGAGGAGUUCCCCAUGCAGAUGCUGGCCCAGCUGGAGACGCUCACCGGGAGGCCGGCCAGGCACGGGCUCUUCGUGGUCAACAUGGAGUACGGCAAGAACUUCUCUGGGCCCGACAAGGAUGUCUUCUUUUACGACCGGUCGGUGGGGCACACCGAGGACGCCUGGCUGUCCAACUUCCUCCACCCUGUCAUCUACUUCUACAGACGCCUCCCCACCGAGCAGGAGGUGAGGUUCCGCCCCGCACAGUGGCCCCUGCCGCGGCCCACGGCCAUCCACCACGUCGUGGAAGACUUCCUGACCGACUGGACCGCGCCCGUGGGACACAUCCUGCCCCUGCGGCGCUUCCUGGAGAACUGUCUGGACACCGACCUGCGGAGCUUCUACGCAGAGUCCUGUUUCCUGUUCACCCUGACGCGCCAGAAGCUGCCCCCGUUUUGCCAGCAGGGGUACCUGAGAAUGCAGGGGCUCAUGGGCACCGAGAGCCUGCGGCGGCAUGGCGUGGAGAGUGGGCUCCUGCAGGACUAUGCCACCAUGGACGAGCCCCUGGAGGACAGCAGCCAGCAGCCUGGGGAACACGGGCCAGAAGGUCACCGCCUGUCUCGGGGGCCUCCACACCCGUCCCUUGACAGCAACAAGGAGGAGCUCUGACAGUCCUCCUGGGCUGUGGGCACCGCGGCCAGGCCUCCCCACAGGCCACGGUCAGCCCUCUCUCCCCGCAGCCCCCUCCACUGAUGCAUGACAGCCCAAGGCCACUCAGGCCUUGCCAGGUUGACACCAGAGCCACCCGCAGAGCCAGCAGCAGUGGGGCUGCUGCAGCACCACGGUCCCCCUGGCCUGGUCCCUGGUGCCCAGGAAGCGGGGUGAGGAGAAGGGCAUCCUCUGCUGGUGUGAGCUGCCUUCUAACGCCAAGCUCUUCCAGCUGGACCGUCACUGAGUGCCAGGCUGGCCCACUCUGUCCCCUUCAAGGGCCCACCUGCUCCUUUCCCUUCACUCCACUCUUGUGACAGGUCCAGAGCCCACCUGGGACCCUUCAUGGUGAAACCCACCCUCGUUGUCAUCAGGGUUUCUGGGGGCACUUAUCUUCAGGCGCCCCGAGGGUUUGCAUGGCAGAGAGAAGUCCCUGCAUGGCCACCUGGUGCUGAGCUGUGGCUCUCCCAGGGUCAGGGUCAUGCCCCAGCCGCUCUGCAUCCUGUGUCCUGAUCCCCACCCCUCCCCUGGCCUCUGGCGUCCUGAAGCACACCUUGCUUGGACCCACCCCUGCCCAGUAUAGUGAAGCUGUUUUGCACCUGUCACAUGCACCAGGGGACAUGAGCAGAUGCCCCUGGGUGGCAGCAAUGGUGAGUCAUUCCUGGUUCCCUUAACUCUGCAGCUGCUCUUGUCCCUCGUCACUGGGUGCCCUUCGGGGGUUUCUCUCGUUCCUGAGGCAAGGCCUGCGCCUGAGCCUGGUGGUCACUUUCUCAGGGCUGCUCACGAGUUCUUCAUGCGGCCAUUGAAAAUUCCAAAGCCCCUUCCUGGGCUCCGCCUCUUCCCCUCCUGGCUAGUUCCAAAGCCCCUUAGCCACUGGCCUAGCUGUAUGCUCAGUCACCUCCUGUCCCUGGCAGAGUUCCAGCACUGCAAGUCCCACACUUCGCCCACAGCAGGGUGACUGUCACCCCCAUGAUCCUACCUGGGACAGUUUGCACAGCGCUGAAGCUCGUGAAUUAAGGGUUUUUCCUGAAUCCCAGGUGUGGUGUUCACUGAAUUUCACACAGAUCUGAGGCGAGCCCACGUAGGACCCUGUGGUCCCCCCUGCCUUUUCCAAGUCAUGCUUUAAAUGAGUCUUUUAAAUGGGGCUGUGCCCAGUGUCCAAUCCUGUUCCCGAAGCCCUGGGGCUAGCUGAGCCACUUGUUCAAUAACAGUUUGAGGUGCCGUAACAAGUGCUUGGCGACGCCUCGACAUGUGACAUCUGCUGCCGCCUUCAUCUGCCAAGUCAAUCAUCCCACCAAAAUAUCAGCCAGCCUUAUUUGCUUUUAAGAAGGCAGGAUUCCAUUCUUGCUCAGUUGAUUGGCGAUGUCUUCUCUGGUUUUUUUGAUUUUAAUGAAGAUCACUGUGGCAUUUGCCGAAUCCCCCAGCUGACGGUCACAGCGGUCCCUGCCCCUUCCCUUGGCCUGCCUCAGGUGCCUGUGGCCUCGGGGUGCCCUUCCUGUGGUGUUAGAGAACAUUUUCUUUUUUCUUCUGUUUCUGUCUUGGUUUCUGGUACUGGGGGUGAACCCCGGCCUGGAGUAGGUGAGCACACACCCCACCACCCAGUUCCCCACCCCCGGGCCCAGGUGGGUUUCUAACAUUGCCCUGGCUCUGCGAAUGGACGUCUUCUAUGAGCUUGAGUGUAAGGACAGCGAGUGCUGUCACCCUCCAGCACGGCCAGCUCCCUGGGUGUGGAUGAAAUGGAUUCACAUUUCCACUUUUAUACCUCGAUUCAUUUUUUUGGCAAGUCUGAGCAGCACAGGAGUAGAGCUUCUGCAGCUGGACCAAGUUCCUCUUUUAACUGAGGCCUGACUUCAAUAAUUCCUCCUUUUUUUAAUAUAAAGUUAUUGGUGCAAAACAGAUGAGCCAGUGAAACAAUCUACCAUACGUAAAUGUUUUCGAUAAGAGGUGAUUUUAAAAGGAACCCUGCCAUACGCAGGGCACACCUGUAAUCCCAGAGGCUCGGGAGGUUGAGACAGAAAGACCUCAAGUUUGAGGCCAGCCUCAGC